AACCUAAAAUAUAUAGUUACACUCUUUUACAGUUGGCGCAUGGAUAUAAAUCCCACCAAAAAUGUGCGCUAUAUAAUUUCAAAUCUGAAGCCUUAUACACAAUACGCCUACUUUGCGAAAACCUUAACAAUGACUGACUAUCACAUACAAGUAGAUGCCUAUUCAAAAAUUCAAUACUUUCGUACGCUACCGAGUAAACCGGGACCGGUGAGGAGAGUCUAUUACACUGCAAUCGCCAUCGAUAAAAUAGUUCUCCACUGGUGGCCACCGCACAUGCCCAAUGGCGAAAUUGAGAUGUAUUUAAUCUAUCACGAAAAAGUGAUCAUUGGUAAACAUAAUGUUACUCUAGGAAAUCAUCCAGAAUUUUUGAGAUACUCAUCAUCAUGCGAGUGUGUUGUUAUAAACCCUGAAUACAGUGGUCCACUACCCAAGGAUGAAAAUUAUUAUAACAAAGAUCAAAUAAUUUAUGAAGAAACUUUGCCGAAUUUAAUUUUUGUAUCGUAAGUAGAA
Molecule: messenger RNA, 510 nt
Organism: Rhagoletis pomonella (apple maggot)
Lineage: Eukaryota; Metazoa; Arthropoda; Insecta; Diptera; Tephritidae
Product: insulin-like receptor
Exons: 3
Coding region: 40-504 (154 amino acids)
Molecular function (GO): protein binding
Source: RefSeq, a predicted model, not a curated record